UUGGUCUUUGGUCUUUAUCCAAAGUCUAGUCAGAGAAACCUGCAUUUCUCCAAACUACGUGCUUCCUGCAAAAUUAGAAAACUCACCAUUUCACUCUUUGUUUAGCUUGUAUUUCUCUUUCGUUUUAGCCUUACAACAUGGCAACAGAUAAUGAGUCUGAUGACAAUGAGAAUAGAGAGAAAUGGGCCUUGAUGUUUGCCGUCUAUGCCAUAAUCUCCUUGCAGUUUCUCCUUGCUGUUGCGGUUGGAUCAGUAGUUGUUUCGGUUUCCAGGAUUCCCCACUUUGUGCUCCACACGGCACCAGGCCUUUCCAUCUAUAUCAUCUCCAUAGUCCUUUGCUUGAUAAUUCAAUGUGUGCUUCUUGAUCUUCGAAAACGUUGGCCCUGCAACUGUAUUCUUUUUAUAUUAUGGACCAUUUUAUUUGCCUCUGCUGUGGGACUCUCCUGUUCCUACUCAAAAGGGGGAGGAAAAACUGUUUUAGAGACCAUAAUUCUGAUAAGUGUUGUAGCUGUGGUCCUAACACUUCACUCUUUAUAUUCAAUGCUCAGAGAGCGUGAUUUCAGCUCAGGUGAACUCGUUUUGAUCAGUUUCUUCCUGGUGGCUUGUGUUUACAUUCCCAUUCAGGUCUUUCACCCUUUUGCAAAGCUAUCAACAUCAAUAUUUGCUUGCCUUUUUGCACUUUCUUUCGCCGGUCGUAUGUACAUUGCUGGAAAUCUCUUCAUCAAGCACAAAUUUUACGACCCCAUUGGUGCUGCGGUCAUUGUUCAUCUCAUCUUUCUCAUGACCAAUCCUAAUCGAAAGGAACUCACCAGCAGUCGAGCAGGCCGGGUGCCUCUGAGGAACCCUUAACAUCAUCACAGAUUAUGCCUUAUGUGAACUUGUUAACUUUUCUUGCAGCUUCUCAAAAGUGUUAAAACCAAAUAAAAACUUGUUAACUUUUGCUUAUAUUGUUCUGUAUUAUAUUCUAUAUUGGAUUAGGUUGGAAGUA
Messenger RNA from Theobroma cacao (cacao), 987 nucleotides. Lineage: Eukaryota; Viridiplantae; Streptophyta; Magnoliopsida; Malvales; Malvaceae. The record is from RefSeq and is a predicted model, not a curated record.